Messenger RNA from Notothenia coriiceps (black rockcod), 2276 nucleotides. It is a transcript of the gene prlra, whose product is annotated as prolactin receptor a. Gene Ontology annotation, biological process: cytokine-mediated signaling pathway. Gene Ontology annotation, cellular component: membrane; external side of plasma membrane. The coding region runs from base 1 to 1923 and encodes 640 amino acids. Gene Ontology annotation, molecular function: protein binding; cytokine receptor activity. The transcript is spliced from 9 exons. Lineage: Eukaryota; Metazoa; Chordata; Actinopteri; Perciformes; Nototheniidae. The record is from RefSeq and is a predicted model, not a curated record.
AUGUUGGUGGCAGCUGCCGGUUAUGCAUGUGUCCACGCCUGCUGUCAUCCCGGUAAACCAGUUACACAAGUCGCUAAGUCUGCUGCUGCGGGAGCCAGUGGAGGAGUCACCCCGACCAAUGCACCGAGACUAAAACACCUCUCAGCUGCUGGCUACAGCCCGCCAGAGAAGCCCACACAGACUAGAUGUCGUUCUCCGGAAAAAGAGACGUUCACAUGCUGGUGGGAGCCAGGCUCUGAUGGGGGUCUGCCAACUACCUAUGCCCUGUACUAUCGCAAAGAAAACUCCGAGACGGAGUACGAGUGUCCCGACUACCACACAGCUGGAGAGAACUCCUGCUUCUUCAACAAGAACGACACGUCCAUCUGGGUCAACUACAACAUCAGCGUGGUGGCCACCAACGCACUGGGGAGGGCCUUCUCCGAUCCAGUGGACAUAGAUGUGGUUUAUAUUGUCGAGCCUAAUCCUCCAGAGAAGCUGACAGUGGCAGUCAUGGAGGAUAAGGGCUGGCCCUUCCUCCUUGUGUCAUGGGAACCGCCACAUAAAGCUGACACCCGCUCCGGUUGGAUCACUCUCAUCUACGAGCUCCGCGUCAGGCUGGAGGAGGAGGAGGAUGACUGGGAGAUGCACCAUGCAGGCCAGCAGAAGAUGUUUAACAUUUUCAGCCUGCGCUCGGGGGGGAAAUAUCUUGUCGAGGUGCGCUGUAAACCCGAUCACGGCUUCUGGAGUGAAUGGAGUUCCACUUCCUACGUCAAAGUUCCUGACUAUUUCCAUCGGGAGAAGUCAAUGUGGAUCCUCGUUGCAGUCUUUUCUGCCUUCAUCUUCCUCAUCCUCACAUGGUUGCUGCACAUGAACAGUCACAGUCUGAAGCACUGUAUCCUGCCGCCAGUCCCUGGUCCUAAAAUCAAAGGAUUUGAUAAUAAGCUUCUCAAGAAUGGCAACUCUGACGAGAUCUUCAGCGCUCUGGUUGUGCCCAAUUUCCCUCCGGCCUCAACAUCUAAAUACGAGGAGAUGCUGGUGGAGUACUUAGAGGUGUAUGUCCCAGAGGAGCCGGAGCUGAUGUUGGAGGAGAGCAAGGAUCUACUUGACGGCUGCCUUAAAUCUGAGAACUCCAGAUCAGACAGUGACUCAGGCCGGGGCAGCUGCGACAGCCACACUCUGCUGAUGGACAAGUGCGGCGAAACAAAAGAAGAAGAGGGGCAAACAAAUCGGGAGAGCAGUCUGAUGGAGACACGGGGCUGGAAGGAGGAAGCUAUCAACCACGACACCAGUGGGAAGGUGAAGACCUGGCCCUCGGUGUAUUCUCCACUGCCUCAAUAUGGCUCAAACCCCCUGGACAAACAGAGCUCACUUGAGACGGCCAAGCAGCAUUCCCUCUCCACAUCCUCCUUCCUCACCCAUCCUGGCACCAAGGACGCUCUGGGACCGAGCAUCACGGACUUCUGCUUGAGCAACAAACAAAAUCAUCUCCAUCCCCAGACACUGGCCCAUCGGGAACUCCAAACCCGGAGCGAUGUCAACAUCUCCAACAUCGGACGCAAACGAUCGCCCGCCACCAAGUACGUUGAAGUCCAGAGGGUCAACAAGGAGGAUAUGGUGCUCCUGCAGCCAGUGGUGUCCAGGUGUGGCCACAUUGAAGGUUGCCCCAACUUGCCCAAGGGGGAGGACUAUAGCAAAGUGAAGGGGGUGGACUGUGAUAACAGGCUACUGCUGCAGAGAGAGGGGACAGGGGAAGACGUAUGCCCUUUAGUGGACCAGGAGACAAAUGGAGAAGGAGGAAACUGGUACACGUCCUCCACAGUUAGCACUACGCAGAAGCCUACAGCCUGCAUGUACACUGUCAUGCCACUACAGGAGGAAACGGCCCUCACAUUGAAUGGUUAUGUUGACACAGCCACAAUGGGCAACAUGCCAUCCUGCUAAAGGUCCCAUAAGGUCAGGCACUGUGCCAGAUUUGGUUCAGGCCAGGAAAAAGACUAUACACACUAAACACUGGAUUACCUUUAUUUACUUGAUGAAUUAUACUCUUUCUUCAACUUUAUGAAGAAUAUGAUUGAUUGCAUUAACUAUGUGGUUUCUAUAUUCUGUCAUGAUUAAGUAUAUGUUUGAAUAUGUCAUACAUAUUGUUCUCCUGUCAGGCACGAUGCAUUCACUUUUUUUUUAUGUCUUUCAUAAAAUACUUGAUCUACACUGCUGGAAACCUCUGAUUGAAGGAUUUGUGUACAAUCAAAAUGUCAGAAAUGUUUGUUUUUAAUAUAUAAAAUGUAUUUUCUCUG